Messenger RNA from Myripristis murdjan (pinecone soldierfish), 1826 nucleotides. RefSeq names its product zinc finger, CCHC domain containing 4 (gene zcchc4). The record is from RefSeq and is a predicted model, not a curated record. The transcript is spliced from 13 exons. Lineage: Eukaryota; Metazoa; Chordata; Actinopteri; Holocentriformes; Holocentridae. Gene Ontology annotation, cellular component: cytoplasm; nucleolus. Gene Ontology annotation, molecular function: zinc ion binding; rRNA (adenine-N6-)-methyltransferase activity; nucleic acid binding. Bases 99 to 1592 code for a protein of 497 amino acids. Gene Ontology annotation, biological process: rRNA methylation.
AGAUGAUCGCGACGUCAUAUCUGCGCGACUAAUCACAUGGCAUGGCAUCUAUCGCUUGUCAGACCUAAGUUUCUUAUGUUGAUUUACUGCUGUAAAUCAUGGAUGUGCCUGUGUCAGAGGAUGACAGUUUUGGAAUAGAAGUCAUUCUGACAGAAGGGGAAACCAAAGCUCCGUCUUGUCCGCACGGUCCCACUUUGUUAUUUGAGAAGCUUAGCAAAGGAGAGGAGAGGGGCAGGAGGUUUUAUGCUUGCUCAGCCUGCAGAGAUAGAAAAGACUGCAACUUCUUUCAGUGGCAGGAUGAAAAGGUGUCAGAGGCCAGGCUGCUGGCCAGACAGGCAGAGAACCAGGCCAGGAGACCUGCCUUCACCCAUCAACAGUACUGCUCCAGGUUCAAAAAGUUUGUUUCCCUCCUGGAAGAUGACAAAAAAUUCUGUCAGGACUGCCAGAUGCUGUUUCUGCCGGGUGAACUCAAUGCCCACGCCUCCCACAAGUCUCGAGCCAUCAGUGUGGCCCAACUGAGGAAGCCCAGUGUGCUGCUGUGUCCACUGGAGAACAAGAAGAGCAAUGCCCAGUAUCUGUUCACCGACCGCAGCGCACACUUCUUGUUGAACACCUUAGCUGGCAAUGGUUACAGCAAGGUGCUGUGUGUGGGCACACCAAGACUACAGGAGCUGAUCAAAAUGCGUAACUUAGAUGGGAAACAUGAGACGAUGAAAAGUCUGCUGCUGGACAUUGACUUCAGGUAUGCACAGUUCUAUGGCCAGGAUGAAUUCUGCCACUAUAACAUGUUUAACCAUCACUUCUUUGAAGGGGAGGCAUCCAGUGCGGUUCUGCAGGCUUUCCUCAGUGAGUCGGAUGGGAAGAAGGUGGUGAUGGUGGCUGACCCUCCAUUUGGUGGCCUGGUGAAGCCUCUGGCCAGCAGUUUCUCUCUGAUCUCGCAGAUGUGGAGGAAACUGCAGAGCCCUGACAGCAGAAGUAUGGACAUGCCCAUGAUAUGGAUCUUCCCUUACUAUUUUGAGUCUCGCAUCCUGGAGUGUCUCCCCUCCCUCAUCAUGUUAGACUACCAGGUGGACUAUGACAACCAUCCUCUGUAUAAGCAUGGGAAAACAGGCAGAAAGCAGUCUCCUGUCCGGCUGUUCACCAACAUUCCUCCUGGAGAGGUUAUCCUUCCUGAAGAGGAGGGAUACAGAUUUUGUUCCAUAUGUCGGAGAUAUGUGUGGUCUCUGAACAAGCACUGUGCUGAAUGCAACAUAUGCCCAUCUAAGGAUGGUCGUGAAUGGAAGCAUUGCUCUGUAUGUGAGAAAUGUGUGAAGCCUUCAUGGAAGCACUGCCAGUCUUGUGGUCGCUGUGCCCUCCCAAACCACCCAUGUGGGCAAGGCCAGGGAAUGGAGGGCUGCUUAAACUGUGGCAGCGUGAAACACAAAUACAAGGCUUGCCCUCUAAAAGAUGCACAUAGAACCAGCAAGUGUCAGUCUUCUAAUGCCAAGAGAGAGGGCAGAAAUCCAUCCCAUCAUCCUUUCUUGAACCCCAGGGCUAAGAGAAAGUCUGGAGCUGCUCGUAAGGCGAAGAAGACAGCUGCUGUGUCCACAUGACGAUACCAUUCCUGCCCAUAUUGAGUCAAAAGUGAUGAAAAAACGUGCAUAGAAGGAUAAAAUGAUAUUUUAUUUUUAUCCUGUUACUUAUUUGUAUUUACCUCUUGAAGGUUCAGCCUUUUUGCCAGUAUCCCAUGCCCUUGUGUUGCGACUUUACCUCUGGUGUAACAGCUGUUCUGAACUGCUUGAUCAGAAAAAGCCUGCACUUGAAUAAAAAAAAAGAAUGGAACUUGA